AAAAUGGAAAACGACGAAAAGCAAACCGUAAGCGUCGAGCAAGAUGUCGACAUGGACAAAGAUAUGGAAGUAUUCAUCGAACCUGAUAACGAACUCGAAGAAUUUGAUGAAAUAGACACCGUGGCUACAGUUGACGAUCCCGAAAUUUUAAAUUGGAAUAGUGAUUGGGAAUCAGCCGGGUGGGACGAUGUUGACGUCGACAGUGAUUUCGUCAAAAGGAUACUCCAAGAACUGGAAAACUACAGAAAAACAAUAGAAUAACAUAAUCUAAAACAUUAGUGUUUUGAAUUAUGCUGACCUAUACGACUACAACGUAAGAAAGCAGCAUUCUUUAUACGGUCACUCGGCUCCUGUAAUAUCAGACGCUUAAGUUGAUC
This is a messenger RNA of Babesia bovis T2Bo, 377 nucleotides long. Its product is annotated as 26 proteasome complex subunit family protein. The transcript is spliced from 3 exons. The coding region runs from base 4 to 261 and encodes 85 amino acids. NCBI's taxonomy places the organism in Eukaryota, Apicomplexa, Aconoidasida, Piroplasmida, Babesiidae. The record is from RefSeq and is a predicted model, not a curated record.